AUGUCCGAAAAGAAAAAGAAACGCGAGCUCGUGGAGCAGACGUGUGCCGAUGAAGGGGACGAUGAUCAGCCUUUCAUGCCAAUCCCGAUUCCGAAGUCCGUCGAGCCGCCACGUGACAAGGAUACCGACAAGGAGAAGGAGAGGGAAAAGGAGAGAGAGAAAGACAAGGAGAAGGAGAGAGAAAAGGACCGGGAACGGGAGAAGGAGCGCGAGAAGGAACGGGAGAAGGAGAAAAAGGAUCUGAAGCAGCAGCUGGAGACGACCGAGAAGACGAACGAGGCCAAUUCGCCGAAAGCGCCCACGCCGCCAGCACCGUCCACCUACAUUCCUGCAGUUGGAAGCCCACGCGAAGUGGUGACCGGAGCACAGCUGAUCGGCACCGGGCCGCCCCCAGUCUCGCCGCCCGAGCGAGAGCUGCCCACCCCCAAUCCGCCGGCCCCACCGCAACCCGCUCAGCCCCCGCCCGUAUUUCUGACACGCGAUCCGCGACGCGAAGAAUUUCCCGUCGUGCCCCACGAACGGAAGAAGAGCACCAAACGACGGGAGCGUGCCACAAACCGCAGCGGCGACCAGACCAACACCACCACCACCAACACGUGCGAUGCCGAUUUUGGCGACAAGCAGCAAUCUCCGAUCCCGUUCAAGCCGAUCGCCGGCGUAUCCACCGCUCAAUCGAAUUCUGCGAAGAACGCCCCGCCUGCAACUUUUCCGAUCGCGUUUCCGGUGCAGCCGAAGGUCGCCACGCGUACCCGCCACACCGGACCUUCCUACAACCAGGUCCGUGCUUCCGUCCCUCGGGUGGUCAGCUCGCAAGUUCCCAAUAAAAAGCAGAACAACUCUGGAAAGAUCAAGAAAGUGCGAGACGGCGCGGCGACCCCACCUCGGAUCCCCAACAACCAACAGGCGGCCCUUGCCAGCAAGGUACAAGAAGAAUUGGCCAUCCAGAAUUCGAUCCAAGUGCAAGAUGACGAAUACUGGACGCUCGUCGAUCAAACUGUCAUCAACCGGGACUACUUUCACGGCUACUUUACGAUGCACUACAUCACCAAGAUGCUCAAGUACCCCGGCGACUACAUUCUCGGCAUACUCCCCUACAACAAUGAGAAAAAAGGGUGGCACUUGGCCAGCGGAAUUGGGUUGUGUGUGGCGCCUCGCGACAUCCGCUUCAUUCCGAUCAAGGGCGGAAAGCGCAAGCAGUACCGCUUCCGCGGCGGCAAGAUCACGAAGCCGACGAUCCAGGAGCUGGUCGCCGAAUAUGCUUGUGGCGAGGGCCUCUCGCAGCCGUUUGAGAAUGGCGUCGACAAACUCGUCUACCUGAACCGCUCCGUGCCGCGUGUGCCUUACAUCUUGCCGCACAAACGAGUCCAGCUGCACGACCGGAUUGGAGGCGGCAAUUUCGGUGUCGUCUACGAUGGCACGUUGCACGACCGGAACAAGAAGUUCGAAGUGGCGGUCAAGAUCUUCAAGCCGUCCACAUUGGCGUCAAACCCGGGCGCGAAUCGCACCAAGGACAUCCUACAUCAGAAGAAAUUCCUCGAGGAGGCCUACGUGAUGUGGCAGCUCAAGCAUCCCAACAUUGUUCACUUCUACGGCAUUUGCUCGUUGAAACCGGCGCUGAUGAUCAUCAUGGAGUACUGUCGGGGAGGAUGUGCUCGCAACUACCUGCAAAAACAUGGCGAGGGUGUGUCGAUGGCGGUGAAGAACCGGCUGGCGAUCGAGGCUUGCGAAGGGCUCAAAUACCUGACCAAUCGCGACUUUGUGCACCGUGAUGUGGCGGCCAGGAACUGUCUACUCGACGAGAAUCUUAGUUUGAAAGUUGCUGAUUUCGGACUGACGACCGAUGUGGAGAUUCUGCGCCGUAAGGCCGACAAUGCCAACGCUAUGGUGUUGCCAAUUAAAUGGGCCGCCCCAGAGGUUCUGCGCAGCGGCGACUUCUCGUGGGCCAGCGAUGUGUGGGCGUUUGGCGUGAUGCUGUUCGAGUUCUACAACGAAGCGCGCGAGCCGUACACCGGAUUGCGCAAUCGUGUCGUCCGCGAGGAGCUGCUCAAGGGCAACAGUUUCCGCAUGGAGCUGCCGACCAACAUCCCGAUGGCGAUCCGGUUGCUGAUGAUGCGCUGCUGGGCGGAGGAACCGUCGAAACGCCCGAGCUUCGGCGUGUUGGCCGACGAGUUGCGCAAGGCCCAGCGCAGCACCGAUGCGACC
Messenger RNA from Mesorhabditis spiculigera, 2202 nucleotides. NCBI's taxonomy places the organism in Eukaryota, Metazoa, Nematoda, Chromadorea, Rhabditida, Rhabditidae. The record is from the annotation of a GenBank genome assembly.